UCCACGUGUAUGUACUGAGUCCGUCUAAGUGGUCAGUGUGUAUUUUAAUAGAUAAGGUGUCAUGAAAUAACCCCCUAGAUAAGGGUAUAAAAGGAGGCCCCGCAGCGUCUCGAUCUGAUUGUGGACCGCGGCGCAGCGGUUUAGGUUGUGAUGUGGGUAGUGGUGUUACUGCUGCUGGGGGCGGCUGCCUCGCAGGCUUCUGCGGAGCAGACCAUCCUUUGCGGCAGAGAGCUGGUCAAGGCACAUUCAAUGUACUGCUACGGCAUAGAUCCCUUCCCUGCCGAAGCAGUCGACUCCAAUGUUUCAUCGUUACCGUUAGAUCCAAAGUUCUUGCCAAAGAUACCAGAACGCUUCACAUUUCGGGCGCGGCGAGCCACUGGGACGCUGCUCACGUCGAACCUCAUCGAGGCCUGCUGCUCGAAGCCCUGUCACGUCACCGAACUGCUCAACCAUUGCUAAACUUUGCUAUUAUACCUCUUUUUAUACUUUAUAGACAUGCCAUUGGGUUUUAAGUCAUUAAAUUCAAAUUAUUAGUCUGC
Messenger RNA from Cydia pomonella (codling moth), 539 nucleotides. RefSeq names its product insulin-like (gene BmILP). The transcript is spliced from 3 exons. Bases 151 to 459 code for a protein of 102 amino acids. Gene Ontology annotation, cellular component: extracellular region. Gene Ontology annotation, molecular function: hormone activity. The record is from RefSeq and is a predicted model, not a curated record. NCBI's taxonomy places the organism in Eukaryota, Metazoa, Arthropoda, Insecta, Lepidoptera, Tortricidae.